GUAAAGUGGAGGAAACCACACUUCGGGGCUUCCCAUGUACACAUACCUGCGGCAAGCGCCUCAAGGGAGGACGGAGGCGGGGCAGAAGACGGCGGCGACGGCUCCACGACGGGUGGAGAAGGCUCCUCCGACGGACGGGUAGCCUGGCUCUCGACCUGGCCCAUGAAGAGAGGCAGAGCGGGAGAAGGCGGCGGCCACCCUCGUCUCUUCCGGUAGGUGGGUUAGUAGGGAGAGGCGAGAACGAUAGGGCGGCGGAGUAGGCUGCAAUUGCAACGCUGGUCAAAGUCGAGGCAGCGACACUCACCGCCAACGUCGGAAGGAAACUUCAACCGCAGUUCGACUAGCGCCGGCGCGUCCCAGACUCCCAGCCGUCGGAUCGCUGGACGCUGGGCGCCUGGGCGACUCGCGUGAUGGUCACGAUCUUCACUGGGCCACGGAACUAUAUGGGCCGGUCGCCGAUGCCCGAGGUGGGCUUCUGCUAAUGGACCCCCAGAUUCCCCCGCGGCUCCUCUCUUCCUGUCUUACGUCGCUCGCCGCAUUUCGCCAUUUUUGGGGAGGGUGUGUUCCAGCCUUGCAGGCCGCCGAGAUGGUGGGAGGCAGCAAGCCGCUGGGGGAAAGCGUAUUCGCGGUCCACGCGGUCGCCGGUGCGGCGGCGAUCAGCGCCUCCGCCGUCGCCGUGUACCCCCUCGAUACGGUCAAGACACUCCUCCAGCUGGGAGCGACGGGGCAGAAGCAGAAGAUGGGGCUCCGGCAGGUGGUGGACCGGCUCAUGGCCGCUUCCGGCCCUGCAGGUUUUUACAAUGGCAUUGGAUGGUCCAUAUUGGGUAAACUUCCUGGAUUGGGAGCACGUUUUGGGACCUAUGAACUUUUAACAGCCUUCUAUAAAGAUGGAAGGGAGGACAACUAUGUCUAUUAUUCUGAGGCUAUGAAGGCUGGCAUAGCUGCUGGUGCUGUAGAGGCUGUUUUCUGCACACCAUUUGAACUUUUCAAACUUCGAAACCAAGUUAGUUCUGUGAUUCCUUCAAAAGCUAUGGGCCCUGCAAAUGUUGCUCAAGAAUCAUUUCCACUGCUUUCCAAACUGUUGCCUGGAUAUGUUCCUGAUAUAAGGGUGUGGAACAACACCAUGAGCCUUUUAUCUGAUCUUUCUCCCAAGCAUCCUGACAUGUUGGGUGCUCUGAAACAGCACCCAUGGAUGCUUACGGGCUCUGGGAAACCCCCAUUACCGUCUGAUGUGCAUCUACCUUCUAGAGUGAUAUUGCUUGAAGGAUGGGGUGCUCUUUGGAGAGGGCUCAGAUCAGGGAUAGCUCGAGACUGUGUAUUUGGUGGUAUGUUCUUUUCUACUUGGCAAUUCCUACACACAGUGAUGCUCACCUGGAAGGCAGUUAAUAUGAGCCCUAAACCUAGAAAUCUAGAAGCAGCAGGACCUGUACCCCCUUUUGCCUCUAGUGUUGCUGCAGGCUUUGCAGGAGCGAUAGCAGCUGCUGCUUCACAUACAUUUGAUACUGCUAAAAGUCGUUCAGAGUGUACUGUGGUGCCUAAGUAUAUCGCAAUGGAGAGGAAGUUUCUUAAGUGGAAAGCACCAGGAACGUGGAUAGAGAGGAAGACAGGAAUAUCCCCUGCUGAUAGGAAUGUUUUGUUCCGUGGCAUUGGCCUACGAACCGCCCGUAGUGGAAUCGCAUCAUUUGUGUUAGUCGGCUCAUACUAUUUAGCUGUGAAUCACCUCUCGUAGUUGAUCAAGAGAAAUCAUAUGGAGAUUUUUUUUUGCAUUCAGAAGUUCAAAACUAAAAUUUUAUGACUGUAUAUGCAUGCACUGAAUGGCUGGAAGCUGACUUUGCCACAGU
This is a messenger RNA of Zea mays, 1841 nucleotides long. RefSeq names its product mitochondrial carrier protein. The record is from RefSeq and is marked provisional. Lineage: Eukaryota; Viridiplantae; Streptophyta; Magnoliopsida; Poales; Poaceae.